AUGCAGUUCCUCAAGAGUACCGUCAUGGGCCUCGGCUCCGCCUUCACGAUGGGCAGCGUCGGAGGCCUGCCCUUCUCGCUCGAGUCCGCCGAGCCUGCCUAUGAUGCAGGGCUUCCGGACUUUAUCCUACUCCGCGGCAAAGCCAAGGCCGACGGCAGCAGCGUCGCGGUGUUCAAGUCCAAGCAGCCCUCGAAUGCGCUAGCGCAGAACGCUCUGCGGCGCAUCAAGACUCUGCGCCACCCGAAUGUCCUUGCCUACAUUGACGGCAUUGACGUGCCCAACAACGGCCACGUGUUCAUCGUCACCGAGGACGUCGUGCCGUUAAACGCCUACCUCGACGACAUCCGUGCCGAGUAUGGCGCCAACAGCAACGAAGAGAAGAUCCUGAUCGCGUGGGGUCUUCGAUCGAUCCUCGGCGCGCUCAAGUUCAUCAACAACGACGUCAAGCUCAUUCACGGCCGACUGAACCCGACCAGCAUCUUUGUCACCAAGGGUGGCGAGUGGAAGCUCGGCGGCUUUGAACUCACGGGCGAGCCCAGCAUGAGCGCGCCAUUCGUCCAGCACGACCACACGGUGGACCCGCGUUUCAAAGCACCCGAGUGCGCGCGCCGGGACUGGUCGUCCGUGGCGUCGUCGCCCACGUAUGCGGUUGACAUGUAUGCGCUCGCGUGCCUGAUCAUCUAUCUGCACCACCCGUCAUUCUCGUCGCCAAGCGAUUGCAGUCGCGUUCCGUCCGGUCUCUCGACCUUUGUCAAACGUAGCACGGACGCAACGGCCUCGCGGCGCCUCAACCCCGACCAGGCGCUCACGAGUGCGUACUUUGAGUCGCAUUUUUUGCGGCAAAUGACCUUUCUCGACGAACUCGCAAUCAAGUCGCCGGACGAAAAGGUCGAGUUUUACAAAGAUCUGAGCGCGAGCAUCGACGCAUUGCCCAAGCACACGGCGGUGUUCAAGGUGCUUCCAGCGCUCAAGGCGAUUGUGGAUUUUGGCGUCGCGACGGGUGGCAAGGCCGGUGGCAACUACAAGCUCGAUCCGUCCGAGAGUCACAUGUUGCCGGCCAUGGUCAAGAUCGGGAGCCAGCUCUCGCCGGACGAGUUUAAAGACCAAGUGCUGCCGACACUCAUCAAGCUCUUUGGCUGCAACGACCGCGCCGUGCGUCUUCAGCUGCUGCAGAUGAUGGAGUCGUUUGCCGUGCACUUUGACGCCAAGCUCGUCAACAGCAAC
This is a messenger RNA of Saprolegnia parasitica CBS 223.65, 1224 nucleotides long. RefSeq names its product SCY1 protein kinase. Gene Ontology annotation, biological process: protein phosphorylation. The transcript is spliced from 5 exons. Gene Ontology annotation, molecular function: ATP binding; protein kinase activity. The annotation marks the transcript as partial. Lineage: Eukaryota; Oomycota; Saprolegniomycetes; Saprolegniales; Saprolegniaceae. The record is from RefSeq and is a predicted model, not a curated record.